Ananas comosus (pineapple) is the source of this 1507-nucleotide messenger RNA. RefSeq lists its product as uncharacterized. The coding region runs from base 80 to 1237 and encodes 385 amino acids. The transcript has 3 exons. The record is from RefSeq and is a predicted model, not a curated record. Lineage: Eukaryota; Viridiplantae; Streptophyta; Magnoliopsida; Poales; Bromeliaceae.
UAAAUAAAUCUCUAUUCUCGGGCUCUUUGUUCGCUACUUUUAGACCCAUCGAAUCAGCUCAAAUCAAGCAUAACAAGCCAUGAAGGGCAACACCAUGAACAAUCUCCAGCCCUUCAUCACCUUCCUCCUCGGCGCCGCCGCCGCCACCGUCUUCAUCCUCUUCUUCGUCUCCUCGAACGCCGGCGAAAGAUCAUUCGAAAUAUUAGCUCUGAGAAACGGAACCCAGCGCGCAGAAUUUUCCAGUGAGGAAGAGGCUGCAGGUAAUAUCAGUGUUGCUAGUUCCCUUGAGGAGGUGCAGGUUGUUGCUAAUGGAACAAAACUCAUGGCUCCUAAAGAAGAAGAACAACAACAACAACAAGAUAAUAAAGAUGAUGCAGCUUCUUCUGAUGAGCAAGAGCUAGUAGGGAUAUUAAGAGCAGCAGCAAUGGACGGCGACACGGUCAUAAUGACUUCGUUAAACGAAGCAUGGGCUGCGCCCGGUUCGCUGCUCGAUCUGUUCCUGGAGAGCUUCCACGUGGGGGAACAGAUCGGGCACCUUCUGAACCAUCUUGUCAUCGUCGCCGUCGAUCCGGAGGCGCUGGCGCGGUGCAAAUCGGUGCAUCCGUACUGCUACUACCUCAGGGUCGGCGACGCGGGCGCGGAUUUCACUAAAGAGAAGGUCUUUAUGAGCAAAGAUUACCUUGACAUGAUGUGGAGCAGGAACAGGUUCCAGCAGAAGAUUCUGGAGUUAGGCUACAACUUUCUUUUCACGGAUGUGGACAUUCUGUGGUUCCGAAAUCCCUUUCGGCACAUCUCGCUUUUCGCGCACAUAACGUUUUCGAGUGAUUUAUAUAGGGGGAAUCCGGAUGAUCUAGGGAACUUUCCGAAUGGCGGAUUUCUCUACGUGAAAUCGAGCAACAGAACAAUCGAGUUCUACAAGAACUGGUACUUGGUUAGGGAUAGGUGGCCCGGCGCAAAUGAGCAGUGGGUGUUCAACCAGAUCAAGCACAAUUUCUCGGCCGAAUACGGAGUGAACAUUCAGUUCAUCGACACCGCGAUUUGCAGCGGGUUUUGUAGCCUGGGGAAGGAUUUGAACCGGAUCUGCACCGUGCAUGCGAACUGCUGUGUCGGUCUUGGGAAUAAGCUUUACGAUCUGAGAAACCUUAUAAGCGAUUGGAAAAAUUACACCGCAUUGCCGUGGGAGGAGAAGAUGAAGGGGUGGUUUUCGUGGCGAGUUCCCGGUAGAUGUAUUCAUUGAACAAAAAACAAAAACAACCAAAAAAAAAAAAACAUCAGAGAAAGAUUUUUGUUGCUUUUUUAGCUUAAUUUGUUUGGUUUAUACUAUAUUUCAAUUUGUGUGACAACAGAAAUAAAGGAGAGAAGGGCCUAAGAUAUAUAUAGAUGAUUCUUUUUUCAAUAUUUUUAGCAAUUACUUUGAUACUUGUGUAUUUCUUUUUAUUUUUUUGGCAUAAAACUGUAUUAUUUGUACAAUUAUUCAGUGAGAAAUUUUUAAUAUCUUCCAGAGGAA